AUGUUAAAAUUGAAGGACAAGGUUGGUGAAAGGUUGGCGGGAAUAUGUGCAAUUCAGUUUUGUACAUGGAUUUUGUAUACUAUGUCUAUAUUUUUACGGAUUAAACGUCCAAAUACUGAUUGUCCUAGUCAAAUCUGUGAAGCACAAAAUCUUAUAAAACGUCCUAAAGCUGACUUACAAUCAAUUCAAUUUAAAUAUAUCGGUAGUCAAACUUCAAAUCGCUCAUUAAUUGGUAAAAUCGACAAAGUAUAUACUUCCUCCGAAAAGUUAUGUAAGAUUAUAUGUAACACUUCAGAUGCUACUGUUGUCGGAGAAAAUCAAACAGUCAAGUGUCAGAUCAAAGUGAAUAAUCUAAAACGUCCUGCUAUUACUGCGGAAAUUUUCAAUGAUUUCAAUAAUCUUAAUAUUGAUUCAUCCAAAGUAUCUAUUGGUCCAAAUCCUCCAAAAAUUUUUAAAAUUAUUGAAUUAACCCCUGAAUCAACUAAUGAAUCAAAUGUAUUGUCAAAAUUAACUGAAACGAAUCAUUCAAAUAAUGAUAUACAUCAAACGAAUUUCAUUUAUGAUAUAUACAAAAUGAUAUCACCAUCCUCAUCAUCCUCUUCAUUAUCGGAUCCAAAAUGUUUAUCAUUAGAACAAACAAUAUGGUGUACAAAUGAUCAAUUAAUUAGAAAUGCUGAUAAUUAUAUACAUGAUGAAUAUAGUUGGGGAUUAAAUGAAGAUUCUUAUGAUUAUACUAAUGUUGAUGAUGAUGAUGAUUCAAAUAGUGAAUCAAAUUGGCGUAAUGAUUAUCCUGAUGAACAAGACAGUAGUAGUAGUAGUUCAUCUAAUCAUUCAAAUUCACCAUAUUCUUCAUCGAAUAGUAGUUGCAAUAAUGAAGAUUCAGAUUAUUAUUAUUAACUUUUUUUCUUGCUGUAUGCAUUUUGUUUUUCUCUGAAAAUACAUUUGUAUCAAGUUGUCUACUUUUAUGGUGUGCGCUACUUAUAUACACAUAAGUAGUAUAUAACGAUAGUCAGCAGUAGAUUGGAUUUCGAAGAGGAAAGAACGGGAACGGAAAGCAAUUGGCAUGAAAAUGCAGGAACAAUGAAACCUUAGACGAUGGAUUGAUAUAUUGUAAAAUAAACAGUCAGGUUUGAGACAAUGGAGUGAUGUUUUGUAAAUUAAUUAUUAACUGUAUUGUUCUCAGAUUUAAGUGAGAUAUUCUGUAAUUUCGUGUUCAAAUACAUUCGAUUGUUUCCACUCAUUUUCUUGUUCACUACAUUUGGUGUUGAUUCCAACCAAGAGAGAGAAAGAGUGUUUGUUCUGCGGACGCCGUUGCAGGACUUGAGCUGAGGUACCGGCUUGGGCAGGUGGCGUCGAGUGGAGUGUUCUCGCGGAGCGGCGUUGGCUGUAGCGGGUGCUGUCGACGGAGAGGAGCGGUGUGACGUGCGGCUGCUGGGCGGAAAUCGGAUGUAGGUAGCUCAGCAGGUCGGUGGAGCACGGGUGUUAAGCGUCCCAGGUGCCGGGUGGAUAUCGGACGUUGGUGCCCUGGCAGAUCGACGGAGUUAUGGACGUCAGCGUGCCGCAGACUCGACAUUUUUACGGAGGGCUUGGCGCAGACUGCAAAAAAGAGGAAAGUGGCAUGGCGAGCAGAACCACCACAAGAAUGACUGCUUUAAAGGGGGAACGAGUGUGGUGCACUACUUAUAUACACGUAAGUAGUAUAUAACGAUAGUCA
Molecule: messenger RNA, 1714 nt
Organism: Schistosoma bovis
Lineage: Eukaryota; Metazoa; Platyhelminthes; Trematoda; Strigeidida; Schistosomatidae
Source: the annotation of a GenBank genome assembly